This is a messenger RNA of Elaeis guineensis (African oil palm), 1643 nucleotides long. RefSeq names its product squamosa promoter-binding-like protein 14. The record is from RefSeq and is a predicted model, not a curated record. Gene Ontology annotation, cellular component: nucleus. Gene Ontology annotation, molecular function: DNA binding. Lineage: Eukaryota; Viridiplantae; Streptophyta; Magnoliopsida; Arecales; Arecaceae.
GAAAAAUAUUUUAACUUUGUUCCAUUGGUAUCUCUCUCUCUCCCCUAUUAGAAAAGUACUGCAACUCAAGAUGGCAUGGCCCAGAUGGCAGGUGUCGGCUUUAUGCUAGUAAAAGAGAGUGCAGCAGAGAGACCAAUGAAGCGAAAGAGCGAAGGAGAGAGAAGCGAAAGAAACCUACCCAUCCUUUCUUUUUCACUCAGUUUUAAAGGAACCCACCGCCUUUCUGCGCCCCAAGAAAAAUCCCACCUCCCUCUUGGCCCCUCAUCUGUCUCAAAGAGUCCAUGGACGGGGUUGUGCAGGGGUAGAGAAAUGGAGUCGGGAUCGAGAUCGCCGGCGGUCUCCGGGGCCGGCGGCCCUGGUGACUCCCUCAACGGGCUCAAGUUCGGGAAAAAGAUCUACUUUGAGGACGGCGGCGGAGGCGGGAACUCUUCCUCCUCGUCCUCCUCCUCCUCCUCCAAGGUCCCGGCCCUGGCGGCGCCACCGCCGCCUCCGGCGAGAAGGGGGAAGGGGGUGGUGCAUGGGGGGCAAGGGCCGCCCAGGUGUCAGGUGGAGGGUUGCAAGUUGGAUCUGACGGGGGCCAAGGCCUACUACUGCCGGCACAAGGUGUGUGGGAUGCACUCCAAGGCGCCCAAGGUCAUCGUAGGAGGGCUCGAGCAAAGGUUCUGCCAGCAGUGCAGCAGAUUCCAUCAGUUAUCAGAAUUUGAUCAAGGAAAACGCAGUUGCCGCAGACGUCUGGCAGGUCACAAUGAGCGUCGAAGGAAGCCACCUCCUGGGCCUUUGUCAUCACGCUAUGAGCAUGAGUUCAUACAACUGUACCCUACUGCAGAAGACCCUAGCAGAUUGAGAAGCUUUCUUUUGGACUUCAGUUAUCCCCGGCUUCCAAGUACUGGAAGAGAUGUCUGGCCGACCGUUAGGGCUAGUGAUAGGGUGACUGGUAACCAGUGGCAUGGUGGUUUAGAUCCUCCAACUAGUGCAGUUAUGGUACAGGGGCCUCAGCAUUAUCUGCAGAAUUCUGCAGGGGGGACCCUCUUCUCGACGCCGGAGGUGCCAUCAGGUGAAUGUCUUUCGGGAGUCUCUGACUCCAGCUGUGCUCUCUCUCUUCUGUCAACUCAGCCAUGGGAAAGUAACACUACCAGAAACCGAGCUCCAACAAUUCCAGCAAGCAGCAGCUUUGAUGGCAUCCCAACGGCUCGGUCAGUUGCUGCAAACGAUUACAUUAGUCCUUGGGCUCUCAGAGGUCAUGGAGGCAGGAGCAGCUCACAUGAAAUCCAGCAUGAGAUGGGACUGGGACUGGUCACGGAGGCUGGUAGCAGCCAGUUUUCGGGUGAACUGGAGUUAGCUCUUCAGGGAAAUGGGCAAUGCCUGGACCAUGGCUCGGAUAAGACAUACGAUCAUGCAGGUCACGUGAUGCACUGGUCUCUGUAGACUAUAUGAUCUGUUCUGUUUUAUAAUUAUGGAUCUUGUGACUUUUGUGUUAUCUCCAAUGCUUUUAGAUCUCAAGGACAUUGGCUAAAUUUCUGUGUGGUAGUGUUAAGAUCUUAUAGAUAUUAAACUCCCACGAUGCUCUCUUUUGAGACUGAUCAACUUGAAGCACCAGUAUAUUGGAAACGACUUUAAUUAAUAUUUCUGAAUUUUGUGGUGCC